Molecule: messenger RNA, 2457 nt
Organism: Annulohypoxylon truncatum
Lineage: Eukaryota; Fungi; Ascomycota; Sordariomycetes; Xylariales; Hypoxylaceae
Product: calponin homology domain-containing protein
Exons: 4
Coding region: 296-2242 (648 amino acids)
Biological process (GO): actin filament bundle assembly; actin filament network formation
Cellular component (GO): cytoplasm; actin filament bundle; actin filament
Molecular function (GO): actin filament binding; calcium ion binding
Source: RefSeq, a predicted model, not a curated record
CGCCGAAACCUCCUAUACGCUUUCUAAUGUUGGCCCUUACUUUCUGACUUCCUACCCGAAGGUAGCCUGAUCUAGGCAAUACACAUUUGAGCUCAGAGAGCUUCUUGUCUUUAUUCACAUAAAUUGACCUUUAUCGAAAGCCGGUGCCUUUUCCUUAAAUUUCUGCUAUACAUAUACGGUAGCGAUAGCAAGUAAUCCCGAAAGGCCGGUACGCGAAAACAUCGUGAAUUGUCAUUUCAAUCUUUUGGCCCAAUCAACCGUCAUUGCGAACUCCCCAAGUCCGGGUCUAUUGGUCAUGAACGUCAUCAAGCUUCAGAGGAAAUAUCCUCAAUUCGAACAGGGCGACAUAUUCGCCCUAACGGACGCCUUCCGCAAACUCGAUGUCGACGAUAAAGGCUAUCUCGACGAAGCUACUGCCAUCAAGGCUACUCAGCAAAGCGAGCGACAGCCAUACGAUGUUGUGAGACAAGCCCUGAAAGAAGUCGACCUUGACUCUUCUCGAAGAGUUGAACUUGAAGACUAUGUUGGCUUGAUCGCAAAGCUACGCGAAUCGUCUCCCGCGCAACGGCGUAUGAAUACUGGUGGUGUCGCACCGUCUUCUCCGGCAGGUGUUGUAGCUCAGAGGACAGGUGGACAUUCCUCCAAAGGAAGCAUCGGCAAGAUCCAUGUCCAAGGCUCCAGUGCCAACGUCACUCACACUAUCAAUGAGGAUGAGCGAACCGAGUUUACUCGCCACAUCAACGCCGUAUUGGCCGGCGACCCCGAUAUCGGGAGUCGAUUACCCUUCCCAACCGACACCUUUGAGAUGUUCGACGAGUGCAAAGAUGGUCUUGUUCUCGCUAAGCUUAUCAACGACAGCGUCCCGGAUACGAUCGACGAACGUGUAAUGAACGUCCCGGGCAGGAAAAUAAAGAAGUUGAAUGCGUUUCACAUGACAGAGAACAACAAUAUCGUCAUCGAAUCCGCCAAAGGUAUUGGAUGUUCCGUCGUCAACAUCGGCAGCGGUGAUAUCAUAGAGGUUCGUGAGCAUCUUAUUCUAGGCCUGAUUUGGCAAAUCAUUCGUAGAGGUCUUUUGGGCAAGAUCGAUAUCAAGCUUCACCCCGAACUUUACAGAUUACUUGAGGACGAUGAGACCCUAGAGCAAUUUUUACGAUUGCCUCCGGAGCAGAUCCUUCUAAGAUGGUUCAACUACCAUCUCAAGGCAGCCGGCUGGCAACGCCGAGUCAAUAAUUUCUCGACCGACGUGAAGGAUGGAGAGAACUACGCAGUUCUACUAGCACAAAUUGGUCGGGAUUAUGGCUGCAGCAGAGCUCCUCUUCAGACGCGCGAUUUAUUGCAAAGAGCUGAGGAGGUGUUGGUUGACGCCGACAAACUCGGCUGCCGAAAGUUCUUAACCCCGACUUCCCUCGUGGCAGGAAACCCUAAGCUCAACCUUGCCUUUGUCGCCAAUUUGUUCAACACUCAUCCAGCUCUAGAUCCGAUUACGGAAGAGGAGAAGCAAGAGGUAGAAGACUUCGAUGCUGAAGGUGAACGAGAAGCCAGGGUAUUCACAUUGUGGUUGAACAGUCUGGACGUACAGCCAGCGGUAGUUUCCUUCUUCGAUGAUCUCCGUGACGGCUCUAUUCUGUUACAAGCCUACGACAAGGUCAUCAAGGGAUCAGUAAACUGGAGGCAUGUAAACAAGAGGCCUGCUCACGGCGGCGAGCUGAUGAGGUUCAAGGCCAUCGAGAACACGAACUACGCUAUUGAACUUGGUAAACAGAAUGGAUUCUCUCUUGUUGGAAUCCAGGGCGCGGACAUCACCGACGGGACCAAGCUGCUCACAUUGGGUCUUGUCUGGCAGCUGAUGCGAAAAGACAUAACUUUGACGCUCUCGGCUUUAGCGCAACGUCUUGGGAAACGAGAAAUUACUGAUGCCGAGAUGGUGAAAUGGGCGAAUGAGAUGUCUCGAAAAGGGGGCCGAAAUUCGUCUGUCCGGUCCUUCAAGGAUCCCGCUAUUGGCAGCGGUGUCUUCUUCCUAGACGUGCUGAACGGUAUGAAGAGUAGCUAUGUUGAUUACGACCUCGUCACCCCUGGCCAGACGGAUGAAGACGCAUACAUGAAUGCCAAACUUAGUAUCAGCAUUGCCAGAAAAAUGGGUGCAACUAUCUGGCUAGUCCCCGAGGAUAUUUGCCAAGUUCGAAGCAGACUAGUUACCACUUUCAUUGGUUCUCUUAUGGCGACUCACGAGAAGAUGCAGUAGACGGAAAUUUCUUUUAGUUUGUCUCGUAGCGCAACAAGUGAGCGAAGAAGGGUCUAGGUUACUGGAAAAGUUAGGGAGAAUCUGAUGAUGAUACGUUUGAGCUUAUUGCGUUGCCCAUCAGCCUUACCAAGUUGCGAACGCAGUCUUCACUUAGUAGGCAUCAUUCCUUUUUUAUUUUAUAGAUCAGAAAAUGAGGAUAUUCUUGCAUUGAGUGA